Molecule: messenger RNA, 1303 nt
Organism: Ruditapes philippinarum (Manila clam)
Lineage: Eukaryota; Metazoa; Mollusca; Bivalvia; Venerida; Veneridae
Product: cyclin-O protein A-like
Exons: 5
Coding region: 146-1252 (368 amino acids)
Biological process (GO): mitotic cell cycle phase transition; regulation of cyclin-dependent protein serine/threonine kinase activity
Cellular component (GO): cytoplasm; cyclin-dependent protein kinase holoenzyme complex; nucleus
Molecular function (GO): cyclin-dependent protein serine/threonine kinase regulator activity
Source: RefSeq, a predicted model, not a curated record
UUCUACCGCGCGAGGACCCGUCGAUUUCCAUGUAAACAAAAUUUGACACAUUGGAUUUCCCUGUGUAAUUAACAGAUUAACGCAUAUAGGUUUUGCGUAUUUUCUUUUUUUUCAUCGCUCUUGAUACAGGUUAUAUAAUAUUUAAAUGAGCGCGUUAUUGUAUGCCGACAGUUUGCUGGAUCAGAAACAAGAAAAUAAUUUAGAAAAUGACAUAACUUUGAAGAAAACCUUGUCCAACUGUGACAUGGACGAAGGCAUAGAAUGUAGUUACUCCCAGAUUUUUGAAAUUGACGAAGACAAAGUUCAAACCACACCGGAAGUCGUCUGUGUAAGCUCCUCGCUAUGCGACUCCGGCUUCACAGAAUCUAUCAACGAAAAAUUAAACCUACAUUGCCUCGAAUGCGUCCUAGAGGUACCGACGAAAAAAACCCACACAGGGGGAACCAUCCAGUGCACGUGCUCGAACCAAGAGCAUGAUGGAUUCGAAGAUUAUGUCAGCGAAAUAUAUUUACACAGAUUAGGUCUGGAGGAAAAGUAUCACGUGCCGGCAUGUCUUGAUAAUCAACCAGAGGUGUCCACGGGGGUACGAAGGGUUUUAAUUCAGUGGCUCACGUCUGUUCAUCAUUGUUUGAAGCUAUGUCAGGACACACUCUACCUUGCUGUAAACAUCAUAGACCGCGUGCUGGAUGUGAUGCAGGUGUCACGUGACUGCCUCGAGUUACUUGGUAUCACGUGCUUACUUGUUGCUAGUAAACAGAAUGAGAUUUGUCCACCGGAAAUCCACGAGUUGCUAGAGAAAUGUGAGGACACUUUCACGCGAGAACAGGUGAAACAGCUCGAGAUGAUAGUUCUCAUGGCAACCAGUUUUGACCUGUUAGCACCGACAGUUCAACAGUUCCUUGAGUACUUCGCGUCAUUCUGCCUCGCCAUUUAUGCCGGCGACGAAGAACAGACUUAUAGGUUAAAAAUGGCACGUGCUGUGGGCCGGUGUUUAUUAGAGCUAACGCUGCAAGAUUACGAAUUCUGUCAGUUUCGACCCUCCCUCCUCGCUCUGUGCGUAUGGAAAGGUAGUGUGGAACUCCUGAAAACGUACGAUGGCAAUUUUGUACCCCCUGGAAUGACCAUAGUAAAACAACACUACGAUUUAUGUCUCGCCGAAGUAAACUUGUUUAUUGAUAAUUUCCGACAACAGUGCCCGGAUAUAACAUCCGUCUGCGAAAAAUACGCUGAUCUCUACGGACAGAAGAUGUAAAACUGACAAGUCCGUAGAAAAAAAACAGUACAAAAACACGUGUAUAAAGAU